AUGAAGUAUGCCGAGAUACUAACCAGAGUGAAGAAGGAUAUCCACCCGGAGCAGGCGUUGGGAUGCGUUGACAAAAUACGCAGAACAGCUAGAGGGGACAUGCUUAUCGUCCUAACGAAAGACAGCACCAGCAAAGCCCAGGUAUUGCAAACGACCAUAGCCUCCCUCCUCGGAGAACAGGCUGAGGUUCUUAGCAAGGGGCCUCAGAAGAAUAUCGAGAUCAAAGAUCUUGAUUAUAUGACGACAAAGGAGGAAAUUCUGGAAGCUCUGGUGAAAAUAGCGGGCAACGUGGUCCAAAUUACGCUGGACGUCAUGAAGUCCCUGCGAAAAGCCUGCGGAGGGAUACAGACGGCGUUGGUGACGCUGCCGGUGCUUGUAGCGAAGAAGAGCGACCAUGGUAAAAUUCGGAUAGGCUGGGUUAAUUGCCGAGUGAGGAAGGUGGAGCGACCGCCUAACUGCUGCAAGUGCUGGCACUACGGACAUAUAUCCACGAAGUACACGAGUAUAGUUGACCACUCCAAGCUCUGCAUCAAAUGCUCAACAUCCGGCCACAAGGCUUCAGACUGCACGGAGCAGCCCCAAUGCUCCUUAUGCGCCGAGAAGGGUAACACGGGAAAUUGUGCCCACAUUGCUGGCAGCAGUAGAUACCCAGUAUAUAAAGAGGCACUCCAGAAGAUCCUCAAUAAGCGACGAUGA
Diachasma alloeum is the source of this 696-nucleotide messenger RNA. RefSeq lists its product as uncharacterized. The transcript has a single exon. The record is from RefSeq and is a predicted model, not a curated record. Bases 1 to 696 code for a protein of 231 amino acids. Lineage: Eukaryota; Metazoa; Arthropoda; Insecta; Hymenoptera; Braconidae. Gene Ontology annotation, molecular function: nucleic acid binding; zinc ion binding.